AUGGGCGCGGGGACAGGGCAGCCGGGUCCGGAGCACAGCCCAGCCAGCACCACUGCCCGGAGCCCCGGCCGGCUGGUCUCCGGGCUGGUGGCCGCCGCCCUGCACUGCACCCCGCCCCCACUGGGCGUCCUGCAACACCAGGAGGAGGCAGGGACAGCAGGCUCCGGAGGUCGUGCAGAGCCGGCUGAUGUCUGGAGAGGCUCAGAUCCCUGGCCAGGCUGGAGGGAAGCAGAAGGAUCGAAAGAGUCCUCCCCAGGCAUCACCGUCCUUGCUCUCCUGCUGCUUCUGGGAGGCAUGUCCUCUCUGUCCUCGCCCCAGGCGCCGCUGCUCGAGAAGGUCUUCCGGUACAUGGAUCUCCACCAGGAUGAAUUUGUGCAGAGGCUGAGGGAGUGGGUGGCCAUCGAGAGUGACUCCGUUCAACCUGUGCCCCGCCUGCGACAGGAGCUCUUCAGGAUGAUGGCUCUGGCUGCGGAGGAGCUCCGGGGCCUGGGGGCCAGCGUGAGCCUCGUGGGCUCGGGCUCUCAGCAGCUGCCUGACGGCCAGACUCUCCCGAUACCUCCUAUCAUCCUGGCCGAGCUGGGGGACGAGCCAGAGAAACCCACCGUGUGUUUCUACGGCCACCUGGAUGUGCAGCCUGCGGCCCAGGCCAACGGGUGGCUCACGGACCCUUACACGUUGACGGAGGUGGACGGAAAACUUUACGGACGAGGAGCAACAGACAACAAAGGCCCUGUUCUGGCGUGGAUGAAUGCCGUGGGCACAUUCCGAGCCCUGGAGGAAGACCUGCCCGUGAACAUCAAGUUCAUCCUCGAAGGGAUGGAAGAAGCCGGCUCUGUGGCCCUGAAGGAACUUGUCGCGAGAGAAAAGGACGGGUUCUUUUCCAGCGUGGACUGCAUUGUAAUUUCAGAUAAUCUGUGGGUCAGCCAGCGGAGGCCGGCCCUCAUCUACGGAACGCGGGGCAACAGCUACUUCAUGGUGGAGGUGAGAUGCAGAGAUCAAGAUUUUCACUCGGGGACCUUUGGUGGCAUCCUUCAUGAGCCGAUGGCUGAUUUGGUGGCUCUUCUUGGCAGCCUCACAGACUCGUCCGGGCGUAUUCUGAUCCCCGGAAUCUACGACCACGUGGCUCCUGUCACAGAAGAGGAGAGGGACAUGUACAGCGCCAUUGAGCUGGACCUGGAAGAAUACCGGAAUAGCAGCCAGGUUAAGACAUUUCUGUUCGACACCAAGGAGGAAAUUUUAAUGCACCUGUGGAGGUACCCAUCUCUCUCCAUUCAUGGCAUCGAGGGUGCGUUUGAUGAGCCUGGAACUAAAACAGUCAUACCUGGUCGAGUUACAGGGAAAUUCUCCAUCCGUCUGGUCCCUCACAUGAACUUAUCUGUGGUGGAAAAACAGGUGAAACAGCAUCUCCAGUAUAUAUUCGCCCAAAGAAAUAGUUCCAACCAGAUGGCUGUUUCUAUGGUGCUGGGGCUACACCCAUGGAUUGCAAAUAUUAAAGAUCCUCAGUAUCUCGCAGCAGAAAGAGCUAUCAAAACAGUGUUUGGAACAGAACCAGAUAUGAUCCGGGAUGGAUCAACCAUACCAAUUGCCAAAACCUUCCAGGAUAUUAUCCAGAAGAGUGUGGUGAUGCUUCCCCUGGGUGCCGUUGACGACGGGGAGCACUCUCAGAAUGAGAAAAUCAACAGGCGGAACUACAUAGAAGGAUCCAAAUUAGUUGCUGCCUUUUUCCUAGAGAUGGUUCAGCUGCAGGAAGUGGCAGGAACCUCCCCUUAG
Molecule: messenger RNA, 1770 nt
Organism: Molossus molossus (Pallas's mastiff bat)
Lineage: Eukaryota; Metazoa; Chordata; Mammalia; Chiroptera; Molossidae
Gene: CNDP1
Product: carnosine dipeptidase 1
Exons: 13
Coding region: 1-1770 (589 amino acids)
Biological process (GO): proteolysis
Cellular component (GO): cytosol
Molecular function (GO): dipeptidase activity
Source: RefSeq, a predicted model, not a curated record